AAAUGCAAAAAUUCAACGCCGGCGUUCUGUUGAUGACCCUAAUGGUCGCCAUCAGCAUGCUCCUGUUAUUAACGAGCCAAUCAGUGAGAGCCGAUUUGCCAGUCCAUUGCUUGUAUAAUUCCACAGCUCCUGGAGUUUGGGAAUUUGAAUUGACUGAUCAAAACAUGAGUGGAGAUGAUGUUGCUGCCAAGUGCGAUAUUCGUGCUCCAAUUCAAGCAACCCGUACAAUGAAAGUCUAUUUGCAAAUGCCAGAUAUUGCCAUUGAUGAGAAGGGAAAUACUGGAUUCUUUACUUUGGUUUAUGAUCAAGGCUUUGAAGUUGUUGUUGGUGGAAAUAAGUAUUGGGCCUUUUUUAAUUAUACAACUGCUGGAAAGGACUCUCAAGGAAAUGACAUUAUCAUUUCAAACUGUGAUCGUACUUUCACUGGUUGGUAUCAUGAAGCUAAGGUCAAGGCCAAGUCUUGGGGAUGUUACAGAGCCAGAAGACUCUCAUUGCUCCAAGGAUCUACUGCUACUCCAAAUAAGUUUACUCAUACUGUUGCUCCUAGACCAAACUAUAAGGGAAUGGUUUUCAAGAAUGACAUGUCUUUGAUUAAUGAUUUGAAUGCUUUGCAUGCUAAGGGAGAAAUCUCAUGGAAGGCCAAGCCAAUGCAAGAAUGGGAAAAUCAACCACUUGAAACUGUUGUUCCAAAAUUCGGUCAAAGAAGUGAAUCUUUCAGAUUGAAGCAACGUAGAGAACAUACCAAGUUUAUGAGAGCUAAAUUCGGUGAACAAGCCAACAAGAAGGUCUUGCUCGAAUUGAGAAGUGAAGAUUUCAGCAAGGCUGCUGGUAACUUGACUUUCCAUCAUUUGAGAGAUAUUGCUGCUAAGGGUUUCGUUUCCAUUCCAAAAGCUUUUGACUGGAGAAAUGUCAAUGGUCAAGACUUUGUUUCACCAAUUAGAUCCCAAGGUCAAUGCGGAUCUUGCUACAGUUUUUCAACAACUGCCAUGAUGGAAGCCAGAAAGAGAGUUUUCACUCAAAACAAGGAACAACCAGUUUACAGUCCAGAAAAUAUCAUUUCAUGCUCUUUCUACUCUCAAGGAUGUGAUGGUGGUUUUGCCUAUCUCAUUUCCAAAUGGGGUGAAGACUUUGGAAUUAUCGCUGAGCAAUGUGAUCCAUACACUGGAACUCCACACAAGUGCAAUCUCAAUCAAGCUUGUUCAACCAGACAAUACUGGACCAAUUAUAGAUAUACUGGUGGUUAUUAUGGUGCUGUCACUGUUGAAAAUAUGCAAUUGGAUGUCUUAAAGUAUGGUCCACUUUCUGUCUCUAUGGAAGUUUACAAUGAUCUCUUCAAUUAUCACAGUGGUAUUUAUAGACAUGUUUCAUCAUCAAAGCUUACUUCUCCAGUUCCAAAUCCAUUCGAACUCACUAACCAUGUUGUUUUGAUUGUUGGUUGGGGUGAAAAUGAAAAGGGCGAAAAAUAUUGGAUUGUCAAGAACAGUUGGGGAACAUCAUUUGGAAUGGAUGGUUAUUUCUUGAUUGCUAGAGGUGUUGAUGAAUGUGCUAUUGAAUCUGAAAAUGCUUCUGCUAUUCCAACUCAACCAUAAAUUGAUCAUUUGGAAUAAACAAUUUAAAUUUUUGAAU
Naegleria gruberi is the source of this 1626-nucleotide messenger RNA. RefSeq lists its product as uncharacterized. The record is from RefSeq and is a predicted model, not a curated record. Lineage: Eukaryota; Heterolobosea; Eutetramitea; Acrasida; Naegleriidae. Gene Ontology annotation, molecular function: cysteine-type endopeptidase activity. Gene Ontology annotation, cellular component: lysosome. Bases 3 to 1589 code for a protein of 528 amino acids. The transcript has 4 exons.